This is a messenger RNA of Sardina pilchardus (European sardine), 2957 nucleotides long. RefSeq lists its product as uncharacterized. NCBI's taxonomy places the organism in Eukaryota, Metazoa, Chordata, Actinopteri, Clupeiformes, Clupeidae. Gene Ontology annotation, cellular component: cell surface. The record is from RefSeq and is a predicted model, not a curated record. Bases 21 to 2210 code for a protein of 729 amino acids. The transcript is spliced from 13 exons.
GAUACAGGUAACCAGUCAUCAUGGCACACCUGUCGGUAUUAGUGCUGUUUGGGUUAGUUGUUACCCAAAUUAAAGCCAAUGGAUUCUUAGGGGGCUCUAUGAGUUUUUCUCUUAGAGGGGAGAAGCCUGAUGGAUCCGUUGAGGUGGACUUUUAUUACAGGGAGUACAGAAAGGAAAGCUGUGACGAUCAGCUCAGCUGGCAAUGCCAGAGUGGCGACUGUGGUACCCUGAUUAAGUCAGAGGUUCUCAUCAAUGAAGCCAACUCAAGUGUUGCGGCUUCGUGCCAGUCUGAGGGUCAUAUGACAAGAGAAUUCUCUACGAAUUCACCUUUCAUUUUAAGGGAUUCAGGAUGCUGUUGGGAUUCUAACGUGCAUGGGGCACGUAACUGGUCACUGACCACACUGGUUGAUGUGGGAACACGGGCAGACACAUACAGGCCAAACAGAUCACCUGUCUCUGCAACAGUCCCAAGGCUACGAAUCCCCCAGAAUUGCCCCCUAAACAUUGAGCUGUUGGUCCAUGACCCAGAUGGUGAUGAGGUGCGGUGCAGGUUUUCUGCAGAGGCAGGGGGAAACUCAUCAUGCUCAUCAUGUCACUCUCAUCCAAGCAUCAACCUAAACCAGGAGCGUUGCGUUCUAACUGAAAAUGGCUCGUUGCCUGUUGGAACACAUGUGUUUGAGAUGAUCUUGGAGGAUUACCCAGAAGAAGACAUAACCAUCACAUACACAGAUGGGACAUCUUCUGUCAGGCAUAAACUCAACAAGACUGCAAUGCUAAAUCCAUCCCCAAUAAGCCAGAUCCCUUUGCAGUUUACAGUGGAAGUUCUUUCUCCCAUGGAAAGCUGUUUAACUGGGAAGACAAGGCCACAGUUCCUGACUCCAACACCUUGGCAUGAAGAAAUUCAUAUGGCAGCUGUUGGCCAUAGAUUGGAGCUGAAACUCCGAGCGCAAUCCACAGACACCAGAAUCGUAGACUUCCAGAUCAGCGGGCCUCAGAAUAUGUCCAAAUCACUGACGAGUGAGAGCAACGGAAUUGUCAUGGCAACGCUGGAAUGGACACCACAGCAGAGUGAUCUCCAUCGCGAUGUUCCAGUGUGUUUCACCGCAGACACAGCGAUAAGCCAAUCAGAGAUGAGAUGUGUUGUGGUGAAGGUAAGAAAGUCAUUGCCACUGAAAGGUAAUGGGGAGGUUUCUUGCAAGGAGAACAUCAUAACCAUAACCGUGAGCAAAGCAUCCAUGCCGGGCAUAAAUGAUACAUGGCUUCAUAUGAUCGACCCCUCUUGCACGCUGACCUCCAAUGACACACAUAUCAUGGGCACAAUAUCAAUUAACACUUGUGGGACACAGAUGGAGGAAGAAGGUGAUUACAUUACUUUCAAAAAUGUCAUCACCUCAUUUGAUGAACCUGGAAAAAUCAUUACUAGGAGGGGCCAUGUCACGGUUGGGUUCUCUUGUCAGUACCCUAAGGUCAUGAGUGUCAGUAGCCACUAUCUGAACAAAAAAUCAGACUAUGUUUUCACUGAGGCCAGCUUUGGAACCUUUGGCUACACUUUUGAAGUGUUUACGGAUGCCAACUUCACCACUGUGAUCGCCCCAGCCUCAUAUCCAGUAGAGUACGAACUGCUGGACAUGAUCUUUAUGGGCAUCAAAUCUCACUCCGCACUUCCAAACACACAGAUGUUUGUGGAGUCCUGCAGAGCCACACCUACAGCUAACCCAAGGGACCUUGUCUACUACAACAUAAUCAGCAAUGGGUGCGGUGUUGAUGAGACUUUGAUAGAAUUUCCACAUGGUCCAUUGAAUUAUAAUUUUGAGAUCCAAGCAUUUAAGUUCACAGGAGAAUUUGAUGAGGUGUUCAUCAGCUGCUCAGUGAUUCUGUGUGAGGCCGGCAACCCAAACUCCAGGUGUGCUCAGGGCUGUGUGAGCGACGCCUCUCGCAGGCGUAAGAGAGACACCGCUCUCGAGACAGCAAGCCAUUUCCUCACUAUGGGUCCAUUUCGGACGGCUAGAGACGCUCAACAUCGGUCAGGUCAACAGCAAGUUGCCAGCCAAGAUGGCUCUGGCGCUACUUCCAGUUUGAACGAGAAAGCAAAUACCUCAGCUUUUGUUCUCGGUGGUCUUCUCAUGGCUUCGCUUGUGCUGCUGGUGGGACUCCUACUCUACCGGAAUCACAAAUACCGAACCCUCAGCCAACAGAGCCUCUUGUUUUAAAAUCUUGUUAUCCUUGCCUUAUCAUUUACUACCAGAGUUCUGAAAGUCAUGGAUAAAGCCACGUAAUAAUAAUAAUAAUAAUAAUAAUAAUAAUAAUAAUAACAGAAUGUGUCCACAUGCUGUAAUACACAUUCUGUAUAUAAUUUGAUGAAAUGCAGAAAUUGUGACCAAACUAAAACUCUUCUUGGUAAUGCAAAAGAUGGCAGUUUCUGAAAUAUCUUAAAAUCAACUGUGUCUUUCAUACUCAGGGGCAUUAAGGGCCUUGUGUCCACCAAACUUGUGUCCGCCAACCGUUUUUUCCUGCAGCGCUCAGAGCGCUGAAAGUUUAAAUCUGCUCAACUUUUAGAACAGCACUGAGCUUGUCGAUGUCACUUCUCUCUCGAUGACCAAUCAAAGUUGAAGAGGGGGAAACCUCCUAACCUCACAAGUCCUGAGAGUGCUGACAGAAGCAUCGAGAGGAGGUUGAGGGCACUGUCAGAGCAAGAAACGUGAUUGGUGGACACAGGGCCUAAAGGGAUUAAUGCUAGCCUAAGUAGUUUUUUGCUUUAAAAUAAUCUUACAGGGAUACACACUUAAACUUCCCAGUGAUUAUGGUGGUGGUAUACUGUCAUAAUGUUUCCCUUAUGCAACUCUGAGUAUGAUUGUGGCAAAAUACUGUAUUAAUAUGUUUACACUUAUACAUAGCUACAUGUAUUUCUUCUGCGUCAAACAAGGAAAUAAAUGGGCAUUAAAGAAACAUUAAAUCUA